Messenger RNA from Acinonyx jubatus (cheetah), 3174 nucleotides. RefSeq names its product acyl-coenzyme A thioesterase 1. The record is from RefSeq and is a predicted model, not a curated record. Bases 1 to 1374 code for a protein of 457 amino acids. Lineage: Eukaryota; Metazoa; Chordata; Mammalia; Carnivora; Felidae. The transcript is spliced from 3 exons. Gene Ontology annotation, biological process: fatty acid metabolic process; acyl-CoA metabolic process. Gene Ontology annotation, molecular function: fatty acyl-CoA hydrolase activity.
AUGGUGGCCUCCUCUGCGGCUAUACUGCGAGCUUCUGGACUCCGCCGAUGGGGUCAGCUGCCAGGCUCUCCAAAGCUAUGGUCUGGUGGCCGGGUCUCGUGGGCACCUGCCCGGAGGACAGCGACCUGGCGCCUGGAGCCCGCGGGCCGCUGCGGCUGGGACGAGCCCGUGCACAUCGCGGUGCGCGGCCUCGCGCCGGGACAGCCCGUCACGCUGCGCGCGUCCCUGCGCGACGAGAAGGGCGCGCUCUUCCGGGCCCGCGCGCGGUACCAAGCGGACGACGGCGGCCUCCUGGACCUGGCGCGCGCGCCCGCGCUGGGCGGCAGCUUCACGGGGCUCGAGCCCAUGGGGCUGCUCUGGGCCCUGGAGCCCGAGAAGCCCUUGGUGCGGCUGGUGAAGCGGGACGUGCAGACGCCCGUCGCGGUGGAGCUGGAGGUGCUCGAGGGCCACGAGCCCGACGCCGGGCGGCUCCUGGGCCGGGCGGUGCUGGAGCGCGACUUCCAGCGGCCGGGGAUGCGGCGGGUGCCGGUGCGCGCGGGCCGGGUGCGCGGCACGCUCUUCCUGCCGCCUGAACCUGGGCCCUUCCCUGGGAUUGUGGACAUUUUUGGAGUUGGAGGUGGCCUUCCGGAAUAUCGAGCUUGUCUGCUGGCUGGCAAGGGUUUUGCUGUGAUGGCUCUGGCUUAUUAUAACUAUGAAGACCUCCCCCAGGGCAUAGAGACCCUCCACCUGGAGUACUUUGAAGAAGCUGUGAACUACCUGCUGGAUCAUCCUGAGGUAAAGGGUCCGGGAGUUGGGCUGCUUGGGAGUUCCAAAGGAGGUGAUCUCUGCCUCUCCAUGGCCUCGUUCCUGAAAGGCAUCACCGCCGCCGUCAUAAUCAAUGGCUCUGUGGCCAAUGUGGGGGGAACCUUACACUACAAGGAUGAAACUUUGCCUCCUGUGGGCUUCGAGCAAAGUCGCAUCAAGCUGACCAGAGACGGCUUGGCAGACAUUCUGGAUGUGCUGAACAGCCCUUUGGAGGGACCUGACCAGAAGAGUUUCAUUCCUGUGGAAAGGGCUGAGAAUGCCUUCCUGUUCCUAGUAGGUCUGGAUGACCACAACUGGAAGAGUGAAUUCUAUGCUAAUGAGGCCUCUAAGCGCUUACAGGCCCAUGGUAAGGAAAAGCCGCAAAUCAUCUGUUACCCUGGGGCAGGGCACUAUAUUGAGCCUCCUUACUUCCCCUUGUGCCAGGCUUCCCUACACACCUUGGUGGGUGGUCCUGUCAUCUGGGGAGGGGAGCCCAGGGCUCAUGCCAUGGCCCAGGUGGAUGCUUGGAAGCAGCUCCAGACUUUCUUCCACAAACACUUGGGUGGGGGAAAGUUAGGCAGACUCUCUUGAAAACAUAACCCAGUAUUUGAAGGUUGUGAGUGUGAGACCAAUAUAUGCUAAAAAGUAUCCGUUAAAGUCAGUUCAUCUGAGGUAUUAUGCUAACGCUUUUGGGUUUUUAUUCCGUUCUCUUUAAAUAACAUUACUGUUAAAAAUAGUCUCUGUGGGGAAUAAGUUUAGGAAUUCCCUGAGCUUGCACCAAUGGGUUAACAAGGUUUAGGAUGAAAGUAUCCAAGAAAAGGUAAACAGGGCGAAAGCGCCUCCAGCAUAGUACAAAAGCAUAAGAAUGGGAAGCCACAGAAUGAAAGCGUCCAAGAUUAGGUCAACAGGGAAAAGCACUCCCAUCAUAGCACAAAAGCAGAAAGCUGCUUUCACAGGAAGGAAUGUCCAGAAUAGGUCAACAGGGCUAUAGACAGCAGCAGGGUGAAGCUGCCCAGAGUGGAGCUAAUUGGCCAAAGAAAGGUGCCUUGUUGACCCUGAGGUAGCCUGCUGUAUCUGUCUUCUCCCUUAGGCAAGUUAAGAUAAACAGACACAGCGCCUCAUGCCUGUGUAAACAACCAUCUGCUCAGCAGAAAAGAUUUUGUUUAUUAUUGACCCAAACCCUUAACACUACAUAUCUUUGAAACCCCCUUUCUCUCACACAUAUGAGUUAAUGUUCAUGGUUUCAUGGUCUCUUUCUGCAUGUUCAUCACAUUUGUAAGCGUUCUGAUCCUAAUAAAAACAGAGCAAAGAUCCUUACUCAGGGCUCUUGUCUCCUCCCAGACAUUAGCCUCUCUCACAUUUAAUUCUGCAUCCACUCUCUUGCUGGACAAGAGAGAACUCCAGACUCAAAGUCCGCAACAAGUCUCCAUACAAACAAUGUCAGGAAUGAAAAGAGAGCCUUAAGUAUAAGCAACUUUUAUUAAAGUUUAAAACUGGGACAUUACAGAUAAAGUUGCUGUUUCCUUUCAGUGCUCUCAGCCUUGUCUCCACUGUCGGGGAGCAAGAAUUCCUGUCCUGUCAUAAGUCCUUCUAGCUGGACUAAGAAGCAUAUUGACAUAAGACAGAUUAAUAGGAGAAAAUCAAAUUAAAUAGCAUAUGUACAGGAAAUCCACACAGACAUGGAAAUAUAUUUACAAUUAUAGAAAAAGAAAAGGAAGAUUAUUAAAACUUUUUAAAAAUGUUUAUUCAUUUUUGAGAGGGAGGCACAGAGUCCAAAGCAGGGCUCAAACUCACAAACCGUGAGACCAUGACCUGAGCCAAAAUCAGAUGCUCAACCGACUGAGCCACCCAGGUGCCCUGAGGAAAGGAAGAUUAUUAAGAUGUAAACAUGGCAACAUGAUCUUUUUUUCUUAAUAUGGAUUAUGAUUUAUAUUAUUUAUAUAUCCCUUUCUCUUCUGUUUUUUCAUUGAAUUUUUCUAAAUCGCUACAUUACUGAGAAUGCUGCCUCAGAUUCAGAUAGCACCUAAAUAAAUAAAAUGUCAUUUUGAAAAACUCUAGUAAGGGUGCUAACUUGAGGCUUGUGGUUUCUGGCUCUGCCAAGUCAGGACUAAAAUAGAAGAAAAUUGAGAACUAAAAGAAAUAAAAAGCAGGAUGCCUGGGUGGCUCAGUCAGUUAAGCACCCGACUCUUGAUUUUCAUGAUCUCUCAGUUGUGGGAUCAAGCCCUGCAUCAGGCACUUCACUAGCUGUGGAACCUGCUUGAGAUGCUCUCUCUCUCUGUCUCUCUCUCUGCCCCUCCCUCCCCCUCUUGUGGGUGCGUGUGGGCUCUCUCUCUUUCCUUCAAAUAAGUAAACUUUGAAAAAAAUAAAGAAGCAAAAAGCGAUGAAAGACUC